UCAGUCCUCCGCGAGGCAGCGGCGGAGGCGGACGUGGCUGGGAGGGGCUGCGCAGGGCAGCAUGGUGAUGGCCGAGCCCCGCCGCCUUCCCCCGGACGCCUCCUCGUCCUCCUCCUCCUCCUCCUCCGCGUCGUCUCUGCUUCUCCCUCCGCCGCCGCCUCCUCCUCCUCCGCGAGGGGGUCCCGGCCCGGUCCGGGUGGGCUUCUACGAGAUCGAGGGCACGCUGGGCAAGGGCAACUUCGCCGUGGUCAAGCUGGGCCGGCACCGCAUCACCCGCAGCGAGGUGGCGAUAAAGAUUAUUGACAAGUCUCAGUUGGAUUCUGUGAACCUGGAGAAGAUAUAUCGCGAAGUGCAGAUCAUGAAAAUGCUGGACCAUCCACACAUCAUCAAGCUUUAUCAGGUGAUGGAGACCAAAAGCAUGUUAUACCUGGUGACAGAAUACGCCAAAAAUGGAGAAAUAUUCGAUUACCUUGCGAAUCACGGCCGUUUGAGCGAGUCAGAGGCCAGGCGUAAGUUCUGGCAAAUCCUCUCUGCGGUGGAAUACUGUCAUGGCCGGAAGAUUGUGCACCGCGACCUCAAAGCUGAAAACCUCCUGCUUGACAACAACAUGAAUAUUAAAAUUGCAGAUUUUGGGUUUGGCAACUUCUACAAGAGUGGUGAGCCCUUGACGACAUGGUGCGGGAGCCCCCCCUACGCAGCCCCCGAGGUCUUUGAAGGCCAGCAGUACGAGGGUCCGCAGCUGGAUAUUUGGAGCAUGGGUGUCGUCCUCUACGUUUUAGUCUGCGGAGCACUGCCUUUCGACGGGCCAACCCUCCCCAUCCUGAGGCAGCGGGUUCUUGAAGGAAGGUUCCGGAUUCCCUAUUUCAUGUCCGAAGAGUGCGAGCAUCUGAUCCGGAGGAUGCUGGUCCUGGACCCUUCCAAGAGGCUGACCAUCGCGCAGAUCAAAGAGCACAAGUGGAUGCUGGUGGAGGUCCCCGUCCAGAGGUCGGUCCUCUACCCUCCGGGGCAGGAGAAUGAGCCUUCCCUCGGGGAGUACAACGAGCAAGUGCUGCGGCUGAUGCACAGCCUGGGAAUCGACCAGCAGAAGACCAUCGAGUCCCUCCAGAACAAGAGCUACAACCACUUUGCUGCUAUCUACUACUUGCUGGUAGAGAGGCUCAAGUCCCACCGGAGUAGCUUCCCUGUGGAGCAGCGGCUGGAUUCUCGGCAGCGGAGACCAAGCACCAUCGCGGAGCAAACCGUCGCCAAGGCCCAGGCCUCCAUGCCUCCGGUCACUCUGCGACCCCAGAACGUGCGGCUGCUGAGGUCUCCUGGCCUCCCACCGGCGUCUGCCGCCGAAGCCUUCUCCUUCCCUCUCUCGGCCUGCCAGGCGGAGGCUGCUUUCAUGGAGGAAGAGAGAAUCGACACGCCAAAGGUGAACGGCUGCCUGCUGGACCCAGUGCCCCCGAUGAUGGUCAGGAAGGGCUGCCAGUCCCUGCCGAGCAGCAUGAUGGAGACCUCCAUCGACGAAGGGAUCGAGACGGAAGGGGAGUCGGAGGAAGACCCGGCCCAAGCCUUUGCUGCCCUGCAAGCCACUCGCUGUGGGAAGAGAAGGCACACUCUGGCAGAGGUCACCAACCAGCUGAUGGUCAUGCCGGGCACAGGGAAGGUCUUCUCUGUGGAGGAGAACCCGUCCUUGAGCAGCGUGGACUCCGAGUACGACAUAGGCUCCAUCCAGAGAGACCUCAACUUCCUGGAAGACGGCCCCUCCUUGAAGGAAGUGGUCCUGACCAAUCCACCGGCGCCUCGGAUGACGCCGCCGACGCCACUGCCCUUCAUUGGCCUGAGACCUGCCAACCCUGCCAUGCAGGCCCUGGCCUCCCACAAGCGAGAGGCCCACAACCGCUCUCCUGUCAGCUUCCGAGAGGGACGCCGGGCAUCCGACACGUCCCUGACACAAGGAAUCGUAGCCUUUCGGCAGCACCUCCAGAACCUGGCGCGGACCAAAGGCAUCCUGGAGCUGAAUAAAGUCCAGCUGUUUUACGAACAGAUGAGGACCGAAGACGCAACGGCCUUGGGGGCCCCUUCCCCUCAGCUUCAGGACCUCAGGAGUGCUCCACAGCAGGAGGAGGCCUCCCAGCCACCGGAUGCUGCCUCGGCCUUCCCGAACGGCUUGCACCCACAGCUGCUCUCGCGGCGGCAGAGCUUAGAAACACAGUAUUUGCAGCACAGGCUCCAGAAGCCCAACCUGCUUUCCAAAGCCCAAAAUGCCUGCCAGGUGUUUUGCAAGGAGUUGCCCCGGAGCCUGGAGCAGCAGUUACAGGAGCACAGGCUCCACCAGAAGCGCCUGUUCCUGCAGAAGCAGUCCCAGCUGCAAGCCUACUUCAACCAGAUGCAGAUAGCGGAGAGUUCCUACCCGGGGCCCAGCCAGAUGCCGCUGCCUUGCCCCGAGGACCCGCCGGCCCCGGCUCCGGCCCCUUUCAGCCUGGCGCCGCAGCCCCUGGGUCCCCUCCUGGAGCCCUCCAUGGAACAAAUGCAAUACGACCCUUUCCUCAGCCAGUAUGCCAAGCUGCAGCCGCUGGACCACCAGCCUCCCUCGCCCCCCAUCCACGGCGCGCCCCGGCUGCCCAUGCAGCAGCCCCCACCCCAGCAGCAGCAGCAACAGCAGCACUAUCCUCCUCCUCCUUACCAGCCGUGCGACUUGUCACAAGUGGGCCCCGCACCGGAGCCAGACUACCCCAGCCAGCACCAGUAUCCCCAGCAGAGCGCCACUGUAGCAAUGGGCGACGGUGCCCAGAGGAACCCCGAAACGCCCGGGUCCCAGCCUGGCUAUGAGGCUUUGGGUCUGGCGGAGCUGCCUGCUCUCUUCGAUUGCGAAAUGAUGGAGACGGUCGACCCUCAGCACAGCGGCUACGUUUUGGUGAACUAGAAAGGGGGCCACGCUGGCCUGUUCUCGGAAGAAGGUGGAAGCGAAAGACGAGAGACGUGGGUGGGUUUUCCAUGUGCGCCCUUUCCCUUAAACACGUACCGGCUUCAUCCCCAGGCCUUGCCCUGAAUGGACAAACACACAGACCCUUCUCUCUAUUGGUACUAGCAGUGGGUGGCUGAGGAGAGCAGUUCUGCACUUUCAAGGGAAGGAAGAGGAAGGCCUUUGCAGGGAAAGAGGCGACACACUUCAAGGAAGGAAAAAAGGAAGGAAGAUGUUGACUAUAUCUGGCAUCUUUGGUGUUCUCUUUGCCGUGGAAGCAUAGAUAUGGGACAUACCGUAUGUCUUGGCAAUAAAAGCAAUACAUUUCCCCCACUUGGACCUGGACAGAGGUGUGGGAUUGACACUAAAGCAAAUCAGGAACGGAGAUGUGGACUGAUUUGUCUCUGAGCUGCUUGAGUCGGGCUCGGAGUAAUAGUUGCUUUCUUCUCUUGGCUGGUGACUCUUUCCAAGAAAUGGCCAAUCUUCAUGCCCUCGUUGACACCCAGGGUCCGUCCAUCAUUCCAGGCCUUCCAGGGCACUGAAAUGGAUUUGGGAGACGGCCCAAAGACCAGCGAGACGAGAGAAACAAGGGGAAGGGGCCGGAGGGAGGGAGAGAGGGAGAGGAAAGCGGAUCUCUGGAGACGUCAUAAGCUGCCCUCUCUUGCUUUUCUCCUCCUGUUUCAAAUGAAGCCACUCUCCUUGGACUGAAUGAGGCGCAUCGCUGGUGGCUUCUUCGGCUUUGUAUAUUUGGACAAUUCUUUAGGGAUGUAGCAAUUUAAGGACAACACAAAACGAGCUUAUCAGAAAACCCAUGUGAAGUGA
Messenger RNA from Anolis sagrei ordinatus, 3769 nucleotides. RefSeq names its product salt inducible kinase 2 (gene SIK2). The record is from RefSeq and is a predicted model, not a curated record. NCBI's taxonomy places the organism in Eukaryota, Metazoa, Chordata, Lepidosauria, Squamata, Anolidae. Gene Ontology annotation, biological process: intracellular signal transduction; protein phosphorylation. Gene Ontology annotation, molecular function: ATP binding; protein serine/threonine kinase activity. Gene Ontology annotation, cellular component: cytoplasm.